UGUUAUCUCCCACCUCACAUAAUCGACAAACAAUAACAAUAUGCAAAAAAAAAAAAUCGGCAAAAAAAAAUGUGGAAUAUGCUUCGCUGUCUUACGUUUUAUUUCAUUUUUCUUCUCCUUUCUGAUUUGCUUUGGUGCUUAGACGUAUAUGUAUACAUAUAUAUUGAGUUUUAUUGACCCCCCUCCUAUAUCAAACAGUUUAUCACCCCCCUCAAAAUAAUUGUGGACAAUUUAAGGAAAGCUGGGGUUCUUUGCCUUUAAAUAAACGUUUCGUUUGCCACUUCAUCAAAACAAAUGCUAUUGAUUCUUACCACCAUUUUUUUCUUACAUUUAAUACAACCUACUAUUUUGAAAACGGAGAGAAGAUGCUGGGCAAGCCAAAAGUGCGAAUAGAGACUGUACUGACUUUUAAUCAUCUUUGUAAAAAUAAAAAAUAAUAACCUCUCCCCCGAACGAGCCUUUGACACGUUCAACAAAAUAGAUUGUUUUCAUUGCCGCCUUUUUAACAUAGAGAGCCUUUGUAAAACUAUUUUAACCAGUCUCUGAGACGCACUUUUGAGUUACGCCCAUCAAUCGCACAAAAACACUUUGUGAUGUACAAAGAGAGCAUUGAAUGCAAAAACUUGCCUACCCCCGCUGACGGAUCGUUUAGCAGUUGGUGGAUAUGGCUUGUGUAAUUGUAUAUCAGCAAAGGUCGAUACGGCUGAAAUGAAGUGCUUUCUUCCUUUGCAUUCAUCGAAAAAUGACGUUGUGGUCGAUGCAGAUAUUGUUGAAGUCAUGGAAGUUCCUGAGCGGCCGGAAGGGCCCUUGGAAAUAUACAACGUGACAGAUACAAGAGCCCAGCUGCAGUGGUAUCCACCAAGGGAUGCGGGAGGAGGAACAAUCAUCGGUUACAUAAUCGACGCCCGAGAAUUAGACAAAAUCGACAUCAUCAGUCAUUUAGAAUUAGUGCCACCCACCUGUACAUCAGCUGUUAUUGAAGGUCUGGAAACUGGACAACUCUACCAGUUUCGUGUGUAUUCUGAGAAUGCUGUCGGAAUGAGUGAUGCCUUAAUUGGACCUCGGUCUGUUCGCAUCCAGGCUGGAAUCGCCCGGCCGAGUUGUCCCGGCGUGCCGGUCGUCAUUCCUCGACAGGGUGGCGACGCCUUCCAGCAGCUGGCCUAUAGUAACAAACCGGACGAUGCAGUCAUUCUCCAAUGGGCUGCACCCUACACUGAUGGCGGGACGCCCGUCAAUGGAUACGCUGUCGAGAGGAAAGCUGGAGAGAACGGUCAAUGGGUACGAGCGCAUCCGCUGGAUGUCCGCGAAACAGAAGUGGCGUUGACGGGUCUGCAGCCUGGACAGGAUUAUCGCUUCCGCGUCAAAGCGUCCAACGCGAUUGGAUGUUCGGAGCCGGGCAGUGAGUCGGAAUCGUAUCUCGUUCCGUACGAUCCCAGCAACGUCGUUCGGCCUUCAUUUACCGUUGGAUUAAGGGAUGCCAUCGUUAUGGAACACGAGAAGGUCGAAUUUGUGGUGGAAGUUCAAGGGAUUCCACCGCCCGAGGUCCAGUGGAUCGUCAAUGGAUCCACCGAUUCCAAAGUGAUCGUGACGGAUCGCGAUCCGGACUCGGGUGUGUCUACCUUGAUCGUCAAUGACGUCUUGGCUGGCGAUGAAGGCGAGGUGAAGUGCAUUGCCACCAACGAAGCCGGCCAGUCCACUUCGAUCGCAAUUUUGUCUGUGGAAGCUCCACCUAGGGCCGUCUUGACGAAGAAAUAUGAAGACGGACUUAUUUUCGAAGAAGGGGACAUCAUUCGGUUGAAGGUGGAAUUUACAGGUCGUCCCCGGCCCGAAAUCACGUGGUACCAUGAGAACAAACGUCUCGCACCCGACGGGCGUAUGGAAAUUGAAAUCAUGGCCGAUUGUACCAUCCUGAAAGUUGCCCAGGCUAAACGUUCUGAUCGUGGCGAAUAUUCCGUCAAAUUGCAGAGCGGAUUAGGCGAGGAUAGCGCAUCAUUCCUUGUCACAGUGGCCAAUCGACCUUCGGUACCUGGGAAACCGCAACCCACGGAUGUUUUGGAAUCAGUCGUCUCUUUACAGUGGGAUCCAUCCGAAGAUGACGGAGGCUGCGAAAUAAGCUGUUACAUCGUUGAAUACAAUCGGCUGGGCUGGGACAUGUGGCUAAAAGCGGCAACGUCGCGUACGCCUCAAAUCCGUUUAGGAGAUUUGAUUCCCGGGUCAACUUACCUUUUCCGCAUUAAGGCGGAAAAUCCUUACGGAGUCAGUGAGCCCAGCGCCCAGAGCGAUUUGAUUCGUCUGCCUGCCCGAAGCAACGAGACAUCAUGGGUCCCGGAUAUGACGUCAUCUGAGCUUGUCGAUCCGGAUGAUACAACCAUUUCCAGUUCUAAUUUAGGUCCGCGCGACAGCGACCAGCAGGUCACUCGGUCUGGCGAUUUCGAUUACUUGCCUCUAGACGCGUCCGAGUUGGAACUGGGUCGGUUAACUAAUCCGUCAAUCCUGGGAGCUCCUCCGGCUUUCGAAGUUAUGGGUGGGGUGGCGUUGAUGUCGGAACCACCUGACCGACCUGGACAAGUCGAAUUGGAUCCUCGUUACGCAUUCAGUGCGUCAGCUGUCCUGGAGAAAAUGGUUGCACCAGUCACCGUGUCGUCUCUGCCGGGAUUCACGUCCAAUGACGUGCUGUCUGGCAUUGGUUCCAGCUCUUCGAGAAAUUCUUCGUCGCCGUCUGUGUCGCCAGAACGUCCCUCCCUGGAAGACGCUCUCUCUCUGGAUGAUGACAGCAGCCAGGGCAGCAGCCACGAUGUUGCUGUACAACAACUGGAAGUCGUGGAACAGCCUAUCCAGCAACGCGGAUUCCUCCUACCUCGUUCACCUGCUCGACUCUUUGUGCACAACGCUAUUGUCCAGUCAGCGCUGAGCAGUGUGGCUUCUUCAACAGCGCCACUAACAUUGCCCGAUGUUUUGGAACAAGUGGCGGUCGAUGAUGCCGUGGCAGACAGUCAGCCCAGCACUCUUGACCAAAUUGAACAAGAUCUUGAAGAUCAACUUCAAGUGUUGGACCAAAUCGAACUAGACAUUUGCGAGGGGAAGGCAGCCGUCCAAAAUGAGGUUGGCCAAAGUGAUAAAGAAAUGAGCUCGUCGGACCAAACCGAUCAAAUGCUGUUAGAGCAAGAGACAGUGAUGGAACAGAUAGAGCCAUCGGACCAAUUAACUUUGAUGGAGCAACACGUCGAGCCGUCGCACGACGUGAUGGAAUCGACUGUAGCGAAAGAGAUCGAGCCAGCCGUGGACGUGCCAACAAUUUUGCUCCAGGAAGAAGAGAUGCAUCACGACGUGCCCGUGCAAUCGCAUCUCGCCGCCAUCGACUCUGGCCUCUGCGAGCUAAUGGCUCACCGCGGCAGCGACGGCGAAGGCCAACACACCGACCAGUACAGCGACGCCUACAUCACGGCCGUGGACUCGAUGAGCAGUUGCGACUAUGGCGACUCGCCAGAGCCAGAUGGUUUAGUGCUGGACCGACAGCCGAAAGGUGAAUGCCCGUCUCCGCCCAUUAGUAGCAAGCCGAUCACGGAGAUGGACGCCGACGACGCUGCUAUCGGGACGGACGAACGGCCCAUCUUUUUGCGAUGCGUGACCGACCAGACGGUCAAAGUGGGAACGCGGGCGCGUUUCUUGGCCGAAAUCGUCAGCUCUUCAUCGCUGGCCGUCACGUGGUUCUUCAAUGGAUUACCAGUUUUUCAGCCGGCCGAAACGGCUCACGGCCGUUUCAAGAUCUUGCAGGAAGGCAAUUUUUAUUGCCUGGAAAUCUCGCCCGUCGCAAUGGAAGACGAAGGCGCCUGGACCUGUCGUGCCGUUUUGGCUGAAACGUUCGGCUCGCAAGAGGGCGUGUCUGCCACUGCCCAGCUGCGGGUGAUGGUGCCCAAAAGCUACAAACGGCCGGAGUUUGUGGAAGAUUUGCAGGCUAUUUUAACCGAAGAAGGGACCGUAUCGCUCGAGUGUAAAGUGGUCGGCAUCCCAACGCCCGUCCUUCACUGGUUUAAGGACGGCAAAGAAAUCAAGGCCGGCGAUGUGUUCGCCUUCCGUGCACCGCAGUCGGACUCUACAGCCGAAGAGACGGCCACUUCGCUGGGCCUGUACGCUUGCGAGGCAAUCAACUGCAUCGGCAAGGCCGUUUCGACGUCGCAGGUGCGCGUUAAGAACGCCGUCCAGCAGCCGACUCCGUCUCAGAGUCGAUGCGAAUCUGCUGGGCCGCCCGUCAUCAUCGAAGAGCCGUUCAAUCAGAAGAUCCGAGUCGGCGAAGAUGUCCGCUUCUCAGUGCGUGUGAUGGUACCUCCCAAGCCCGUCCAGGUCAAGUGGUUUAACAAAGACGUCCCCAAAGAGGCCAGCUCUAAAUACGUGGUGGGAGAAGAAGGCCACGGAGGCUACUCGCUGGACAUUUCGCCGACGGACAUCAACGACGACGGCGAGUGGAAAGUGGCCAUCAAGAACGAAGGGGUCGACGCUGAGUCUAGCGCCUCGGCCGUCUUGACGCUUGUCGUGCCCAAAAACUACCGGCCGCCUCGCUUCCUCGAGAGCCUCAAGGCGAUUUUAACUGAGGAAGGCCUGGUCAGUUUCGAGUGCAAAGUGGUGGGAUUCCCCACGCCGCAGCUGCAGUGGUUCAAAGACGGCCAGGAACUGAAGCCGGGCGACGUCUACCAAUUGAGCGGAACCAAUUCGCUGGGGUCGUACUCUUGCGUCGCACGCAACUGCAUGGGCACGGCCAUCAGCGCGGCCGAGUUGACCGUGGACGACAUCCAGAACCAACUGAACGAAGAGGAGCGUCUCCAAUUGAUGGACUCGCAUCGUCCGCCCGUUUUUGCUCAAGGGUUGCGCUCCAGUGAGUCGCGGGUGGGCGAUCCCCUCCGCCUGACUGUGCAAGUGUCCAGCACGACGGACAACUUUUUGGUCACCUGGUUCCACAACGACGAGCCGAUCGAUCUCGACGAGACGCACAAGUACCGCAGUCUCAAAGAGGAAGCCGGACUCUGCCACCUGGACGUGGAGCCGCUGGAAUUCAGCGACGAAGGCGACUGGAAAUGCAUCGUCAUCAACGAUUUCGGACACGCGGUGACCAGUUGCUCCGUCAAAUUGACCGUUCCGCGCUUCUUCCGCAAGCCGCACUUCCUGGAACCCCUGAGGGCCGUGCUGUCCGACGAAGGGACGGUCAACCUCGAAUGCAAAGUGAUCGGUGUUCCUCAGCCGUCUUUGAAAUGGUACAAAGACGGUGUCGAGCUGAAGCCGGGCGACAUCCAUCGCAUCAUGUCCGGCCAGGAUGGAACUUGCUGCCUGGGCACGUACACGUGCGAGGCGCACAAUUGCAUGGGCACGUCGUCCAGCUCUGCCGCCCUCCUAGGAUUCGAAGAUCGACCCGAAGCGGAGCAGAAUGCGGCCUUGGCUCACGACGAGGCCUUGCUGGACGCGGAACCGCGUGGUUACGUAACGGAGCAUCCGCGCAUCGCUCGCAAUCCAUCGCUGUCGACGAUCCAGGAAGAGCGAUCGUCGCAAAUUUCGUUGUACGAGACGGCCAACGCCGAAGACACGUUGACGGAGGAGCGGGAGGAAAUCAGCGUGUCUCUAGACGGCCGCGAAGUGUCCGUCUCUCUGUACGAAACGCCCGAUUUGACGGAAGAGGAGGCCCAGCAGAUUGUCGAACUCUUUGCCGAGGAAUUGUCCGAAAGGAUUUCACGGCCACGUCCGGCUCGCUGCUGA
Messenger RNA from Daphnia magna, 5742 nucleotides. RefSeq names its product muscle M-line assembly protein unc-89-like. Gene Ontology annotation, molecular function: protein binding. Bases 709 to 5742 code for a protein of 1677 amino acids. The record is from RefSeq and is a predicted model, not a curated record. The transcript is spliced from 11 exons. Lineage: Eukaryota; Metazoa; Arthropoda; Branchiopoda; Diplostraca; Daphniidae.